AUGAGACUCCCCAAACUCCUCACUUUCUUGCUUUGGCACCUGGCUUGGCUGGACCUGGAAUUCAUCUGCACUGUGUUGGGUGCCCCUGACUUGGGCCAGAGACCCACGGGGGCCAGGCCAGGAUUGGCCAAAGCAGAGGCCAAGGAGAGGCCCCCCCUGGCCCGGAACAUCUUUAGGCCAGGGGGUCACAGCUAUGGUGGGGGGGCCACCAACACUAGGGCAAAGGCAGACCCUGGGCAGACACAGGCCAAGAAGGAUGAGCCCAAAAAGCUGCCCCCCAGAUCUGGUGGUUCUGAACCCAAGCCAGGACCCCCUCCCCAGACCAGGCAGCUUGCAGCCCGGACUGUAACCCCAAAAGGACAGCUUCCCGGGGGCAAGGCACCCCCCAAAGCAGGAUCUGUCCCCAGCUCCUUUCUGCUGAAGAAGGCCAGGGAGUCUGGGCCCCCUCGAGAGCCCAAGGAGCCGUUCCGCCCACCCCCCAUCACACCCCACGAGUACAUGCUCUCGCUGUACAGGACGCUGUCCGAUGCUGACAGAAAGGGAGGCAACAGCAGCGUGAAGUUGGAGGCUGGCCUGGCCAACACCAUCACCAGCUUUAUUGACAAAGGGCAAGAUGACCGAGGUCCUGUGGUCAGGAAGCAGAGGUACAUGUUCGACAUUAGUGCCCUGGAGAAGGAUGGGCUGCUGGGGGCCGAGCUGCGGAUCUUGCGGAAGAAGCCCUCAGACAUGGCCAAGCCAGUGGCCCCUGGUGCCGGGCGGGCUGCCCAGCUGAAGCUGUCCAGCUGCCCCAAUGGCCGGCAGCCGGCAGCCUUGCUGGAUGUGCGCUCGGUGCCAGGCCUGGAUGGAUCUGGCUGGGAGGUGUUCGACAUCUGGAAGCUCUUCCGAAACUUUAAGAACUCGGCCCAGCUGUGUCUGGAGCUGGAGGCCUGGGAACGGGGCCGGGCUGUGGACCUCCGCGCUCUGGGCUUUGACCGGGCUGCCCGGCAGGUCCACGAGAAGGCUCUGUUCCUGGUGUUUGGCCGAACCAAGAAACGGGACCUGUUCUUUAAUGAGAUUAAGGCCCGCUCGGGCCAAGAUGAUAAGACCGUGUAUGAGUACCUGUUCAGCCAGCGGCGGAAACGGCGGGCUCCGCUGGCCACUCGCCAGGGCAAGCGACCCAGCAAGAACCUCAAGGCCCGCUGCAGUCGGAAGGCCCUGCAUGUCAACUUCAAGGACAUGGGCUGGGAUGACUGGAUCAUUGCGCCUCUUGAGUACGAGGCCUUCCACUGCGAGGGGCUAUGCGAAUUCCCUUUGCGCUCCCACCUGGAGCCCACGAACCACGCAGUCAUCCAGACUCUGAUGAACUCCAUGGACCCCGAGUCCACACCACCCACCUGCUGUGUGCCCACGCGGCUGAGUCCCAUUAGCAUCCUCUUCAUUGACUCUGCCAACAACGUGGUGUAUAAGCAGUAUGAGGACAUGGUUGUGGAGUCUUGUGGCUGCAGGUAGCAGCACUGGCCCUCUGUCUUCCAGGUUGGCAUAUCCUGAGAGCCCCUCCCCUCGCUCCUGGAAUCACAGAGGGGUCAGGAAGCUGCAGUCAGAGCAUCUACACAACCGCACCAAAGGGCAUUCCAGCAGCCUUGUUCACUCUUGAGUGUGACUUGGGCUCCCCUUCUAUUCACAAGUCCCCCAUCUGAGGAUUUCUGCCCUUCUGUUACUCUGACUGACAAGGACAGUCCAAGGGGACAGACUCUGCAUGGGACUGAGACCCAGGAGACAGUGUUUUCCAAUGAGACUCAACCUGUAAUCUCUCCUAAUUUAGGCCUCCUUGGCCUCUGAACU
Molecule: messenger RNA, 1821 nt
Organism: Marmota flaviventris (yellow-bellied marmot)
Lineage: Eukaryota; Metazoa; Chordata; Mammalia; Rodentia; Sciuridae
Gene: Gdf5
Product: growth differentiation factor 5
Cellular component (GO): extracellular region
Molecular function (GO): growth factor activity; cytokine activity
Source: RefSeq, a predicted model, not a curated record